This is a messenger RNA of Camellia sinensis, 1282 nucleotides long. Lineage: Eukaryota; Viridiplantae; Streptophyta; Magnoliopsida; Ericales; Theaceae. The record is from RefSeq and is a predicted model, not a curated record.
UAUUAUUAUUAUUUUAUAUUAAGCUUUGUCCACAAAAUAAUCAAUUCAUCAAUCAUUUGAAAGGAGAGAUCGCUGUGCGGAGGAGGAAGGAGGAAAAAGAGCAAAUUAAACCCCCACUGCCACUCCUCUCUCUCUCUCACACUUUCUCUCUCUAAGGAUUUCCUGUGGUGGCUGAAGUAUUUCUCUUUGAAAACUAUAAUUGGAGAAGUUCUUGCACAUCAUUGCCAAUUCUGAGAAUCAGCUACGUCUCGGAGGUCUUUGACGACUGCCUUUAUUUGGGUGUCUAUGGCAACCAAUGAAAAUCUUCCACCGAACGUCAUUAAGCAACUUGCGAAGGAGUUGAAGAAUCUUGAUGAAACUCCUCCGGAGGGCAUUAAAGUAGGUGUUAAUGAUGAUGAUUUUUCAAUCAUAUAUGCUGACAUUGAAGGCCCAGCUGGAACUCCCUACGAGAAUGGUGUUUUCCGCAUGAAAUUGAUAUUGUCUCAUGACUUCCCGCAUUCCCCUCCCAAAGGUUACUUUCUGACUAAGAUUUUUCAUCCAAACAUUGCAACAAAUGGUGAGAUUUGUGUCAACACAUUGAAAAAGGAUUGGAAUCCAAGUCUUGGGUUACGACAUGUUCUGAUUGUAGUCAGGUGUCUACUGAUAGAACCAUUUCCAGAAUCAGCUCUGAAUGAGCAGGCUGGCAAGAUGUUGCUUGAAAAUUACGAGGAGUAUGCCAGGCAUGCUAGACUGUACACUGGAAUUCAUGCUCUUAAGCAAAAACCAAAGUUUAAAUCAGGAGCUAUUUCAGAGUCGACCACUGCCUUGAAUGUCGACCAGUCAAAUACCUCAGUUCUCAGCGUUGAUGAGAAGAAAGCAAGUUCUGGAGCUGCAUUACCAUUGCCAUCACCAUUGGCUUCAACUACAACAUUCACCAAAGGGGGAAAUGGGCAGGAUCAGCCAGCCUCGGCCUUGAAUUCAACAACCGAGACCGGAGUUAGCAGUGACUCAGUGGCGGCACCACCACCGGUGACACAAAAGAAGGAAGUUACGUUGGCAAAAGUUCAGGCAGACAAAAAGAAAAUGGACGCAAGAAAGAAAAGUCUGAAGAGAUUAUGAAGUUUGUUUUAUUGAUCUGUUUGGUGGAUUUUGCUGCUGACUUUGUGUUGUUUGGCUGAAAGAUAUUGUUAUGUAUUGAAUAUAUAAAAAUGAAGCAAUGGAUUAGCCAGACUUGUUUUCUGUGGUGUUGCUUUUUAUUAACUCCAAUUUAGUGAAUUAUGCCAUUUCAAAAGCUUUACUUUAA